CUCUUCAUCAACCUCGAAAUGAAGACUUCUACUGUCAAGGUCGCGCUCUUUGCGCUGGCUGGUCUGGUGUCGGCCGCUCCCCAGGGCGGCGUGCUCGGUGCCCUGCUUGGAGCGGGUGGUGCCAAGCCCAUUCCUCCUUCGGACGAUCCUUUCUACACUCCACCAGCUGGCUUCGAGUCUGCGGCUCCUGGAACGAUAUUGAGAAGCCGAAAAGUGCCCAGCGCCCUUUCUCUGUUCCAGGCCAUCCCUAUCCAGCUCCAGGGCGCAUGGCAGACACUCUACAGGACUACCGACUCUCUCGGUAACCCGAUCGCCACUGUAAACACCAUUAUGGUGCCGAAGAACGCCGACUACACCAAGGUGGUCUCGUACCAAGUCGCCGAGGACUCUGGCGGUGAGAUCAACUGUGCGCCAUCUUACACGCUCCAGACUGGGUCCAACACCACCUACGCAGGAACCGGAGGUAUCGAAGCCGCCUUGAUCGCUGCCGCUCUCAACAACGGAUGGGUCGUCACCUCGCCCGACUGGGAGGGACCUUUGUCCACCUUCGUCGCCGGCAAGCAGGCAGGCUACGCGACUCUUGACGGCGUUCGCUCGACUCUCGCAUCCGGGAAGAUCACUGGUGUGUCUUCCAAGGCAAAGGUCCAGAUGUGGGGAUACAGCGGUGGUGCUCUCGCCUCCGAGUGGGCUGCCGAGCUUCAGGAUUCUGGCUAUGCUACCGAGAUUCCGUUCGUUGGAAUGGCCAUCGGGGGCUUGACUCCCGACGUCAAGAACGUGUUCAGCAGAAUCAACAACGGUCCUUUCGCUGGUCUAUCCGCCGCGGGUUUCUUGGGUCUCGGCAACGCAUACCCCGAUUUCGGCCAAUUUGUCCAGGACAGCUUGGUCCCGGAGAAGAAGGACAAGUUCAACGAGGCUGGUGCACAAUGCUUCUACGCCGAUGUUGUGGACUAUGCUGGCCAGGACAUCUUCACCUACUUCAAGCAGGGCACCGAAAUUUUCAACGACCCACUCGCCAUUAGCACCAUCCGCAAGGGAGCCACCAUGGGUCUCACCGGCACCCCAAGAAUGCCAAUUUUCGCCUACAAGUCCAUCAACGACGAGAUCUCCCCCAUCGCCGACACCGACGCACUUCUGAAGCAGUUCUGUGACGCCGGCGUUUCCGUCGAAUACGUCCGCGAGCAGCUCGGCGAGCACUUCACCCUGGCUACCUCCAGCGUGGGCGACGAGCUCAAAUUCUUGAAGGAUCGCUUUGCCGGGAAGCCCGUGAGUGGUUGCACGACUCGCGACUCCUUCAACACCAUCCUCGACCCAGGCAACCUGGAAAACUACGGCCCAGCCAUUGUUGGCGUGCUUCUCAACGCCGCCGGUGCUCCUGCUGGACCCCUUGGUGCUCCUCUUUAGAGGUAUUGAAAGAUUGGGGGGAAAAUUGAGCAUUCGCUCGACUAGUCCAUUCAUCGCUCGAAUGUGAUGAUGGUCAAGAUUCUACGACGGACUAUUGAAUGCGCUCAUGAGGUCGUACGGGUUACGCCGAGAGUUGCGCGGAGAUUUGUGUACAGACAUGGGAACUACAGGACAGCAU
This is a messenger RNA of Zymoseptoria tritici IPO323, 1579 nucleotides long. RefSeq lists its product as uncharacterized. Bases 19 to 1401 code for a protein of 460 amino acids. The record is from RefSeq and is a predicted model, not a curated record. Lineage: Eukaryota; Fungi; Ascomycota; Dothideomycetes; Mycosphaerellales; Mycosphaerellaceae. The transcript is spliced from 2 exons. Gene Ontology annotation, biological process: lipid catabolic process. Gene Ontology annotation, molecular function: triacylglycerol lipase activity.